UCGGGUUCAGUUCAGGGGAAAAACACGGGUCUGCUUUUGAUGCUGUUCCUUUAACCGCCAGACACCAACAGGUAGAAAAAUGGCAGAACCCAGCAAGCAGGACAUUUCUGCUAUUUUCAAGCGACUUCGUUCCAUCCCUACGAAUAAGGUUUGCUUUGACUGCGCAGCUAAGAACCCCAGCUGGGCCAGCAUCACCUAUGGGGUUUUUCUCUGUAUAGAUUGCUCUGGGACUCACAGGUCUCUGGGAGUGCACCUUUCAUUUAUUAGGUCCACCGAGCUGGAUUUUAAUUGGUCGUGGUUCCAGCUAAGAUGUAUGCAAGUUGGAGGCAACGCCAGCGCAAUUGCAUUUUUCAGUCAACAUGGCUGCACAGCCAAUGCUGCCAAUGCCAAGUACAACUGCCGGGCUGCACAGCUGUACAGAGAGAAGAUAAAGACUUUGGCCACACAAGCAACCAGACGCCAUGGCACUGAGCUGUGGCUGGACAGUCAGGCUCCUCUGUCUCCAACAUCCCCAGGCGACAAGCAGGUGGAUUUCUUCAGUCUGCAUACACAGGCUGUUCCUGAAAAUCUGAACAUGGCCAAAAUGAGUCUGAGCCCCUCCGCAUCAGAGAAGCUUUCAGAGCCAGAAAAAGAUGAAGACCGUAAUGGUAACUCAGAGGAGGGUCCCAAUGUGGAGAUGCUCAGUGUUUCACCAAAAGCAAACCCAGAGCCCUCUUCUCUUCUUAAGAAGAAGCCAGCAGGUGCCAAGAAAACACUGGCCUCAAAGAAGGGCGGUCUGGGCGCUCAGAAGGUUAGCAGCCAGAGCUUCUCGGAGCUCGAGAAGAAGGCGCAGGCUGCUGACAAAAUCAGAGAGAAAGAAGAGAGCUUUGCUGGUGCCAAGAAGAACGUUACAACUGAGGAGUCCAUUGCUCCAUCCAUGCGGCUGGCCUACAAAGAUUUUGAGCAGCAGAGGAAAAUCGAAGAGCAGAAGCUGAAAGGACUAGAGGGGAAAAAGAAGGAACAAGCUGAGAGACUGGGCAUGGGUCUGGGCAUGAGGAGUGGAGUUUCUCACUCUGUGAUGUUAGACAUGCACACCAUCCAGCAGGACAAUCCAAUUGGAGCAAAGACCACCAAAGGACGGCGAUUUAUUGAUGAAGAUGACGAUGAAGGGUCCUUCAGCUCUAGGGUUCUGACUCGCUUUGAGGACCAAAGUGACACCUCAGACAGUUUCUCUUCACGGUGGGGCGAUAGAGAUGAUGGAAGAGGCUGGAUGAAAGAGAGCAGGAAACCAGAGUCAGACUUGUUCUUGUCCUCCACUAUAACUUCAUUUGAUGACAGAAAACUGUCUUUUUCACAUGGGUGUGGCUUCUCCACGAGUCCCCUUUGUCUCUCUGUCUGCUUGACUUUUUGCCUUGUGUCCACAGCGAGUUCGUACCGUCUGAGCAACGUACUCCCCAGCGCUCCCGACAUGUCGCAGCUCAAACAUGGAGUGCGCUCAGUUGCAGGAAAACUUUCAGUCAUGGCCAGCGGCGUAGUUAGCUCGAUUCAGGAUCACUACAGUUCCUAAGUGAACAUGUCAGAUUCACCGUCCAUAGGUAUCUUCUGUUUGCCAGUUAGAUGACAUUUCUAGUGGGUGCUCAUCGUGGGAGAGUUGGGAGGAAAAUAUAAAUCAAUUCUAUGAGCAAGUCUGCAGAAUGUACUUGUAUAUUGUAUAUCUAUAUCUAGUUUUUUAUUAGAUGAUGUAUAUACAUAGUCGUAGUCUUUGGGAUCAAAUCAAGAUGAGCAGAGCACAAUAUUUUUCGGUGGAAUUAUUUUCCCCCUGCAAACAUCUUGAAGGAAGAUAUUUGUGUAUAUACAGCUAUGAAGAAUAUUCAGCCUGCAUUAUGUUAAGUUUGCUUUGAGCUUCGGGGUUUUACAUAUAUAGAAAUGCUGUAUGUAGCAGUCUGAGGAGCUAGGAGGGCUUUCCGUUUGAUUCCUUUACCUCUGUAAGUACUUAAUUCAGUAACUCUCUCUCACUCAUCACGUGCACUUUGUAAUGUUGUUUUUGUGUUUUUUGUUUUUUUGUGCCCCUUCAUGCAGGGUUGAAAGUGUCCUUUCUGUUCCCAAAGUGCACUUACAUUUGCUCUUCCAAAGGCAGGACCAAAAGCUGAUUUAAAACUGAGGCCUUGGGGCAACAGAUAUACUUUUAGUAAGUGUACUGUAAGUUAUGUAAACUGAUGCGUCACUAGCACAUAAGUGUCAUUAUCCUGUGAGUCGCAAUUUGUUGUUGUUGUUGUUGUUUUUUUGGAAGUCAUGCAGAAAUGCUUAUAAAAAAGAAAUGUGAUAUGCCAAAGUUUUAAGGAGUAAAAAAACAAUUAUUAUAAGAUAUAAAUAUUUCUUUAAAACAACAAAUGAGCUUCGUAAAAGCUCCAGUUGCAUAGAAUUAGAUGCUAUGAAGAAUUCAGUCAUCAUUUUAAGAAGUAAUUUUUGUUAGAUUAUUGUUUUUUUAAUGUUCUUGAAAUAAAUGCCUAAUCAUCUUGGUAAAUCUCUAAAUUGUACACUUAAUACGGCUCUUGGAUCGCCUCUAUAAGACUUGAAGGAUUUCUUGAUGUGCUGAGACUUUUUAUGUAGCUUUCAGGCCUCGUUUCCACUUUAAAAGAACAAUGUGAAUGAUCCCUUUACAACCAUCAGUUAUUUUUUUCUGUUACUUUAACUGCCAUCAGAAAAGGUGUUAACUUUAUAUAUGCUAUUGUUUCUAAACACAGUAGAACUACAGGCAGUGCUUGAGUUAGAUUUGAUAUCUGUUCAGAGUAAAGCUUGUGCUUUUGCCUUUUUUCUGUCCUUUAUCAUUGUGCAAAGUCAAAGGGACUAAUUAAAGCCCGGACUCCGUCAUAAUAGUGCAGACUAAUUUCUGAGAAGCUGGAACAUCCCAGGAGUUUGACAUGUUCAAAUAUGAAACACUAAAGAGGUUCUUAAAUGAUCAAAUAUAUUUUUGUUUUUUGGGGUUUUGUUUUUUGUUUUUUAAUUCCCAUCAGUAAAUGCCUUAGUCAGGAGAUCUUUGAUUUACACAUCUUCUUGUUGGCUCAAUCUAGGUAUCUUUUGCACAUGUGUUGGAAAUUGUGUGUGGCAGCUUUUGCUUGGUCUAGUUUUUGCCCCUAAGUCAGCAUAUAUGUCCUGUAAGAUUGUGUCUCUGCCGUUCUAUAUUGUUACAUGUAGGAACUUGUAUAAGCUGCAUGGCCCUUGUAGCCCUCAAAAUAAAUAUGUCAACACAUCCUGAA
Messenger RNA from Neolamprologus brichardi, 3236 nucleotides. Lineage: Eukaryota; Metazoa; Chordata; Actinopteri; Cichliformes; Cichlidae. The record is from RefSeq and is a predicted model, not a curated record.